This is a messenger RNA of Linepithema humile (Argentine ant), 2093 nucleotides long. RefSeq names its product PHD finger protein 12-like. The record is from RefSeq and is a predicted model, not a curated record. Gene Ontology annotation, biological process: negative regulation of transcription by RNA polymerase II. Lineage: Eukaryota; Metazoa; Arthropoda; Insecta; Hymenoptera; Formicidae. Gene Ontology annotation, cellular component: nucleus; Sin3-type complex. Gene Ontology annotation, molecular function: transcription corepressor activity; protein binding.
UAGCCUUAUAAAAUGAGCAGUAUAAGAAUAAAUGCUAGUUGAGAGAGAGUGAAGAGAUGAUUUUGAUUUUCAAAGUAUUAUCACAUUUUCUAAAUGAGUGCUACUGAGUAUAAUUCUCUGAUAAUAGGUGAAGUAAUGUCAGUGAAUAGAAUAUAAAUAAUUUUUUCACCAGUAAUAGGAUAAAAGAGAAAAGAAGAUGACAUCACCAGUAUCUGAAGACUCCAAGCUAACCGAGAUAAAAAUAGAGAAAGAGGAAAGCAAGUAUCCGUACUUUAACAGAGAAGAAAGUGGUCGCAAGCAUAAUUUCUGUGGUGUUUGUAAAAAAGAUGGAGCACUUAUAUAUUGUAAAAACUGUUCAGCUUCUUAUCAUCUGCAGUGCCACAUUCCUGCAGCAGAUCCGACAGAUGUUUUCAAUCAGCAAUGGCUGUGUUAUGUCUGUCACGAGUUUAAGAGAAAUUUUUUAGAUGGCAAAGUCAAUAGAAAAGGCAAGAAAAGAUCUGCUCUGGAAAUAUUAGCAUUUGCAGCUUCUUUGGUAAAUCCAAGAGAGUUUGAAUUACCCAAGGAGUUACAAUCAUUAUCUAUAAUGUAUUCUGAAAGUAAUAAUGUGGAUUAUGUUUCUGAUAGAAAAGUUGAAAAAGAUCACUGCUUGGAUAGUGAUUUGACGGUACCAUUGCCAGUUCGUAUGUGUUUUCAAUGCGGACGUAGCUGUAGGAAAGCUCCAUUAAUCGCAUGUGAUUAUUGUCCAUUAUACUUUCACCAGGAUUGCUUGGAUCCUCCGCUAAUUGCUUUUCCUAUUGGUAGAUGGGUGUGUCCCAAUCACCCGAAUCAUCUUGUAGAUCAAGAUUUGUUGACUUCUUGUAAGAUAAGAAAUCGCAUAAAGCUCUGGGAUAGAUAUGGCAAUCAGUCAAUAGAUCAACAUGCAAUAAAAUUGGACUUUGUACAUAAAUACACUGUCAAUUCAUUAAUUCGUACAAAGGUGAGAUUGGAAGGUCGCCCAAGAAUAAAAGUUCCUAGCAGUAUAAAGUUCCAUUACAAGAAUCGAUCAUCAUUAGAUUCUUUACGUUUUUGUCAAAAUAGUUUUAUAUGGCCUAUGAAGAAUGUUGGAAGCGACGAUGAGCAACACACAGACUGUGAAGAAACAGACAAUAGUAAAAUAGAUAAUUGUAUAGAAAAUAAACAAAUUGAAAGAAUUAAUGAAGUAAAGAAAGAAAGAAAGGAAUGCGAUGCGAUUACGAAUGAAGAAAAUCAUCAACAAAAAGCACCAGAUGUGGAUGAAUAUACAAGUAAAGUGGAAAGCAAAAUUGCGACAGAUAAUUCAAAAGAAUGUAAUAAUCUUGAAUUUCAUAUAGGAUAUUGCGAUCAUAAUGUUAAAGAAGGCAUCGAAUUGUUGGAAAGACCGGUGUUGGAGGCAUUAGCGCAACAGAGAUUACAGCAAAUAUUAAAUCCACAUGGGGACAAUUACGAAAUGAUAAAUUGUCGUAAAAGAGCUAGUGCUGCAUUAUUCUCCUUAAACCCUAAGCCUAAUCCGCCAGCUUUCAUGACUCGUAGAACAUUUGUUAUUGGUAAUGGCUCAGAUUGUGACUUAGUUUUAUCAAAUUACGGUAGCUGUAAAUUCACAUCCUCUAAACAUGCAAUUAUAUUUUUUGACGAGGCGACAAAAUGUUACGAAUUACUCAAUUACAGCGAAUAUGGAACAGUGGUGGACAAUGUGCUAUAUUCUUGUGAUUAUAUGUCAGACGAAGAGGAAAAGACUGAUAAAAGCACAAAAAAGGAAAAGACUUCCAAAAUGAUAAAAACUAUUCUACAUAAAAACGAAAUAGUUUCUUUGCAAGAAUAUGCAUACACACAUAAGAGUGACAAGAUUCUAUGUAAAUGCAGUAUAAAAUGUAAUGCAAGAGUGAGUAAACACUUGGAGGAAGGAUGGAAAGGAAGCGCAAUUAUCGCGCAUGGCUCAAUCCUUACUUUCGGAUGUCUUAUGUUUGUAUUUAACACGAUGGAUGUAUUUAUAAAUGGAUGAAACUUGAUAUUCAUCAAAUAUUUUACAUUGUACAGUUUUGUGUAGGGCAGUAAUAUACAAAAGUAUGUCUUACAAA